This is a messenger RNA of Pneumocystis murina B123, 1266 nucleotides long. RefSeq lists its product as hypothetical. The coding region runs from base 1 to 1266 and encodes 421 amino acids. Gene Ontology annotation, biological process: intracellular calcium ion homeostasis. The record is from RefSeq and is a predicted model, not a curated record. Gene Ontology annotation, cellular component: perinuclear region of cytoplasm. The transcript has 2 exons. Lineage: Eukaryota; Fungi; Ascomycota; Pneumocystomycetes; Pneumocystales; Pneumocystaceae.
AUGAAUACAGAAGAUAGAGAAAAACUAGAAAAGAUUAAGUUUCAAUUAUUAUCAGAGCUUGAUAAACAUAAAUAUUCGAAGGAUUCUUUACGUUUUAAUAAAAAUGAUAUUAUUGAUCUGAUUGAACGAGUAAAAACAGGACGAUAUAAAGCAAUACAGAGUGCAAGACGAUGGCAAGAAGAAUAUAUUGUUACAAAAGAACUUAUGAUGUACUUUUUUAAGUAUUUAGUGGCGUUUUCAACAACAAUGACAACGUUUUCCCAACGUUUAUAUAUCUUAUAUCUUAUUAAUGACAUAUUAAGUCAUUCUUUUAAGAAUAAUAAUAUGGAUAUUGCACUAGAAAUGAAAUCAUCACUUUUGUCUCUUCUUCGUUUGGGAUAUUAUGCACCAGAAGCGGAAAAAGAUAAGAUAGAAGAUCUUUUAAAUCUUUGGAAUGAGAAAAAAUAUUUUACAGAGAUUACGAUGAAAGCUACACAUGCGGGAUUAAUGGUUCCAUUAGCUCAAACAUCUUCAAAACCAAAUUUCUCUAAUACUCCUAAAAAUCAUGAUUAUAUUAAACCUUUUCAACACGGAAGACAAGGAGCAUCAUAUUGGGAAUUACCAGCUGCUUGCAUGAUUCCACUUUUGCCUGAUGCUAGCGUCAUAAAAGAAUCUAUACACUCGUAUAUAAGUAUACCUCCACAUUUAUGUCAACCAAUUACAUUACCAAGUCAUACUUCUCCAGAAUUAUUAGAAGCACUUAAUACUUUUUACAAAGAAGAAAGCAUGGAUCUAUGGGGUUUUAAGGAAAAUUCUGAUACAGAAAAUCAAGAUAUUGAUUACGAAGGUUGGUCUAAAAAAUUUUGGGAAAAAAGAAAAGAGAAAGAAAAGAAGACAUCAUUUAGUUGUGAACAAGAAUAUGAUGCAAAUAGUUCAGGAUUAUCGUCUUUUGAAUCAAGCAGAUCAAAGGAAAGAUCAGAAUCUAACUCAUCUUGGUCAUAUUUAUCUCCAUCUCGUUCAAAAACUCUCUCGAGAUCACAUUCAAGGUCUCCAUCACCAUCACAAUCUCAAAAAGAUAUCUUUUUGUCGAAUUUUCAGGAUGUUAAAAAAAAAAAUUAUGAAGAGCAAUAUGACAGUAAAAUGUAUUCUGUUUCAACAGAAAUAUCAACAGUUCCACCACAACCAUCUUCAACAGCACAUUUUUCAGAAAAACCUCAAACAAUAGAUAAUUCUAAGAGUCAGAGAACCAAAGAAAUUGCUAUUAAAAGGGGCUGGAGAGUAAGAUAA